AUGCCGAAGGUAUUGAGCCUCUCCGUGGUGGCCCUCCUGGGCGCGGCCUUUGUGUCUGCAGACCAGCUCGUCGACCGUGAUCCUGUCCCCGCCGGCUAUGUUGCCAAUCCUUACUAUCCGACACCACACGGUGGUGGUUGGACUGACGACUGGGCCGAAGCCUACGAGAAGGCUGUGGCGCUGGUGUCCCGAAUGACGCUUGCAGAGAAGACAAAUAUCACAGCCGGCACUGGUCAGUUCAUGGGCCGCUGCGUCGCCAAUACUGGCAGCGCCAACAGGGUCGGUUUCCCACAACUGUGCCUGCAGGAUGGUCCGUUGGGAGUUCGCACGACCCCCAACGUCACUGCUUUUCCUGCUGGCAUCACGACUGGUGCGACCUUCAACAAGGAGCUCAUGUACCAGAGAGGUGUGGCAAUUGGGCAGGAGUUCAAGGGAAAGGGUGCUAAUGUUUACCUCGGCCCAUCUGUUGGCCCCUUGGGCAGAAAGCCUCGUGGUGGUCGCAACUGGGAAGGCUUCGGAUCGGAUCCCACCUUGCAAGGAAUUGCUGGUGCUGAGACGAUCCGUGGCGUGCAAGACCAGGGAGUCAUUGCUACGAUCAAGCACCUGAUCGGAAACGAGCAGGAAUUGUAUCGCAUGUACAACCCUUUUCAAGCGGCGUACAGCGCCAACAUUGAUGACCGCACUUUGCAUGAGCUCUACCUCUGGCCAUUUGCCGAUGGUAUCCAUGCCGGCGUCGGUUCGGUGAUGGCCGCUUACAACGACCUCAACGGCUCGGCCACUCACCAGAACAGCAUGCUGCUCAAUGGUCUGCUCAAGGACGAGCUUGGCUUCCAGGGUUUCGUCCAGACAGACUGGCUCUCUCAGUUGUCUGGUGUCGGCUCAGCGCUGGCUGGUCUUGAUAUGACCCUUCCUGGAGACACCCUUGCCAACGCGCUUCCCCUUUUCGGAUACAGCCACUGGAUGUACGAGCUCUCCCGCUCAGUGCUCAAUGGCUCGGUCCCCGUCGAUCGCCUCAACGACAUGUGCACUCGCAUCGUUGCCACGUGGUACAAGCUCGGCCAGGACCAGGAUUACCCCAAACCCAACUUCCAUGCGUGGGUAGGCUCCGCGAACGGCCAGCUCUACCCAGGCGCAUUGUUCUCUCCGUCGGGUCUCGUCAAUGAGUUCGUAGAUGUGCAAGCCAACCAUGCCGUCGUCGCCAAGCAAGUCGCCCAGGAAGCCAUUACGCUCCUGAAGAACAAUGGGAGUUUUCUGCCUAUCUCAACUAAUGUGCCCAUCAGUGCCUUUGGCACCGAUGCACGCGCUGACCCCCAGGGCAUCAACUCGUGCACCGACAAGGGCUGCAACCGCGGUACCUUGACUAUGGGUUGGGGCUCAGGUGCUGCCACUCUGCCUUACCUUGACGACCCAAUCGGCUCGCUGAGGAGGAAGGCGGCUAAUGUCACGCUUUACGACACCAACACUUUCCCCAAAGUUCCAAAGCCAUCCAGUGAGGAGGUCGCCAUUGUCUUCAUCAGCUCUGACUCGGGCGAGAACACCUUGACCGUGGAGGGCAACCACGGUGACCGCGAUAACACCGGUCUGGCAGCCUACUUCAACGGAGACGAGCUCGUGCGCAAGGCCGCGGCAACCUACAAUAAUGUGAUGGUGGUGUACCACACUGUCGGCACCGUCAUUGUCGAGCCCUGGAUCGAUCUGCCGCAAGUCAAGGGUGUCCUAAUUGCCCAUCUUCCGGGCCAGGAAGCUGGCGACUCUCUGACGGAGGUCCUGUUCGGCGAGACUAGCCCGAGUGGAAAGCUGCCAUACAGUAUCUCAUACUCCGAGGACGAAUACCCGGCCAGUUUGAGCCUGGUUGCCACUCCCCUCAGCCAGACACAGGACACUUACUCUGAGGGCCUCUACAUCGACUACCGCCAUCUCAACAAGGAUGGCAUCAAGCCUCGCUUCGCCUUCGGUUACGGCAUGAGCUAUACCACGUUUGAGCUCUCUGAGGCGAGCGUUUCUGCCGUCACCAAGCUUGACAGGCUGCCUCCGGCAGCACCAGCAAGGCCCACAUCGCCCAUCUCUGCCAUGAAUACCACAAUCCCCGCUGCGUCCGAAGCGUACGAGCCCUCUGGCUUCAACAAGAUCUGGCGGUACCUGUACAGCUGGCUGUCCAAGGGCGAUGCGGACAAGGCCUACGCCAUCGGCUCCCGCGGCAGCUCGAAGUAUCCUUACCCGAGGGGCUACAGUGGUGUGCAAAAGCCCAGCCUGCCUCCUGCCGGUGGUCCCAACGGCGGCAACCCUGCCCUCUGGGACGUCGCAUACACCCUCUCGGUCAAGGUGACCAACACCGGCUCGACUUACUCGGGCAAGGCCGUGGGCCAGGUGUACAUUCAGUUCCCUCAGGGCACGUCCUACGACACGCCCAUCAUCCAGCUGCGCGACUUUGCCAAGACGGCGGACCUUGCACCUGGCGCCAGCCAGACGCUCAGCUUCCAGCUCACCCGCCGCGACCUGAGCGUCUGGGAUGUCGUCGAGCAGAACUGGGUCGUGCCGAACCCUUCCGGCGCCUACAGGCUGUGGAUUGGACAGAGCAGCGCCGAGCUCAACACCGUGUGCUACUCGGAUAGUCUGACGUGCGAGAGUGGUGUUGCCAGCCCAGUUGUUGUGUAA
Messenger RNA from Microdochium trichocladiopsis, 2655 nucleotides. Its product is annotated as beta-glucosidase 1. Gene Ontology annotation, biological process: glucan catabolic process. Lineage: Eukaryota; Fungi; Ascomycota; Sordariomycetes; Xylariales; Microdochiaceae. Gene Ontology annotation, molecular function: beta-glucosidase activity. The transcript has 3 exons. The coding region runs from base 1 to 2655 and encodes 884 amino acids. The record is from RefSeq and is a predicted model, not a curated record.